Molecule: messenger RNA, 661 nt
Organism: Magallana angulata
Lineage: Eukaryota; Metazoa; Mollusca; Bivalvia; Ostreida; Ostreidae
Exons: 3
Coding region: 54-578 (174 amino acids)
Source: RefSeq, a predicted model, not a curated record
CAACGGUGCACCCAGAGAUCUCGCGAAUAUUAUAUCUGUCAGUAGGCUGCAAAAUGCGAGGAAUUCAAUGUUUCGUAUUUUGCGCUUUACUUUACUCCUUUCAGGUUGACGCUUUCAGCAGCUGUGAUGCUGAUGGCGAUUGUCCCGACAAUGCCGAAUGUGAUGGUAGCGGUGACGGUAUCAUGGGCGGUGGCGAUGGCGGUGGUCCAUCGGAAUGUGAAUGUAAGGAAGGCUUCGAUGAGAUCGACUUGCCGGAUAUUACGAUAGAUGGCAAAGCAGCGACAGUCUGUAUUGAUUUGGGCAUCUGCAGUCCAUUUGACAACGAAGUAGAUGACUGCGGAGAAAAUGGACAAUGUGUCAUUAUCCGGGAUAAACAUGGAAUAUAUAAAGCUGUCUGUAAAUGCAAGUAUGGAUAUGACGGCAAAUUCUGCGACGAAGUAACCAAAACUACUUCAACACCAUAUUCAACGACUGGCACGACCAAGAAGCCCAAACCGUGGAUCCUUUUUGGAGGAGGAGCUAUUCUUCUUGCUGUUCUCGCCGGAGGAGCUGCAGUCGCUGCGUCAUCAUUUAGCUAGUUAUCCUCAAGGUCCUCAAGAUCCUCCACAAAUGAUUCUGAUUAUGUCACUGACUGGAAAUUAUUUUAAAUAAAUCAUCGAUG